UUAAAUUAAGACAUUCAUUCAGAAAUGCUAAAUAAGCAUUAUAUUUGGCGCGCAGUUGUUAGAUCUAGUAUGAAUAUGGGGAACUAUCAAUACAUACCGUUAGUUAUUGCUACAGAUAUUUAAAAAGCGGAGUUAGCUGCUGUUCCACAGAUGGCUAUCACUCCGCUAUGUUGUGUUUUAAAGAGCCAUGGUGGUGGAGCAGAGAAGCUGGGUGCUGACGGGAGCCACGGUCGCAAUUGUCGCGGCUAUUUAUCUGCAGUGCACGCAGAAGGCUCUCCCCGGCGGAGACUCUGGAGAGCUGAUCACCGCUGCUUGUGAGCUGGGGGUGGCUCAUCCUCCAGGAUACCCAGUCUUCACUCUCCUGGCUUGGCUGUCUCUGACCUUGAUGCCGACCCUCUCCCUGUCCGUUUCUCCUGCCCACAGUAUCAACCUGCUGAGCAGCCUGCUGGGGGCUGGGGCCAGCGGGGGCCUCUGCUUCACUGUCUGCAGACUGGCUGGACCAGGUCCGGGUGCGGUUCUGGCUGGCUGGGGCUUUGCUGUGUCCAGGCUCUGCUGGCAGUGGUCUGUGGUGGCCGAGGUCUUCUCCCUCAACAACCUCUUCAUCGGGCUCAUCUUCUCCCUGACUGCCAGCUUCCACUGUGCUGGCAGUGCCACCCAGAGGAGCAAGAUUGCCCAUUUGGGGGCGCUGUGCUGUGGCCUGGGUCUAUGUAACCAACACACUCUGGUGUUGUAUGUGGUGGUCAUCAUUCCCUGGGUCCUGCUCUGCCUCUACUCUCACCGAGAACUGUCUGUGUCUGGCCUGAUGUCUCUGGGACUGUGUUUCCUGGGCGGUCUCCUCCCCUACGUCUACCUGCCCAUCUCCUCCUACGUGAACUCAGCUCGCUGGAGCUGGGGUGACCAGACCUCCUCCUCAGGCCUCCUCACUCACCUCCUGAGGACUGAAUAUGGAACCUUCAGCCUGGCCAAGACGGAUGGCACCGUGAAGUUCAGCAUGAUGCUCCAAGCUCAACUGGACCACUGUAUGGCUGAUCUGUCCAUCCCUGUGCUGGUCCUGGCUGGACUGGGCUUGGUCCUCUCCUCCUGGGAUCGGAGGCGCUGCGUCGUGCCCUGGCUCCUCACCGCCAUGCUGCUGCUCUACUCACUUUUCUUCGCAUGGAGAGCCAACCUGGACAUCAGCAGGCCCCUGCUGCUGGGUGUGGUGGAGCGGUUCUGGCUUCAGAGUGAUGCGGUGGUGUUUGUGCUGGCUGGACUGGGCCUAAGUUGGACACACAGCGGCCUGGUCACACGGCUGGGCCGCGAGGGGCUGUGGAGUGCCGGGGGGUGGCUCUUCACCGUAGGAAUCCUGGCUCACAUGGUGCACUCCAACUACCGGGAGUGCGAUCAGAGCAGUAACACUGUGGUGGAGAGGUUUGGCAGGGAGCUCCUCGCCUCCGUACCCCCAGGCGCUAUCGUCCUCACCCGCGGAGAUCUUCCUGGUAACUCCCUGCGCUACCUCCACUACUGCCAGGGGUUGCGGCCUGACGUUAGCCUCGUUGACCAGGAGAUGAUGACGUACAGCUGGUAUGUGGCCAAGCUGGGUCAGCACCACCGUGGUGUUCACUUCCCCGGGCGCUGGUGGGACCCGGUCCAAACUGAGAAGGAGGACACCUUCAGUCUGGAGCAGUUCCUCUCUUACAACACGCAGAGGCCCCUGCUGGCAUGCAUCGGGCUUCCUGAUGGGGACCCCAGCUGGGAGAGGAGCUUUUCCCGCUGGCCCCUGGGCGUGUGUGACCUCCUGGUGCCUGCCAAGGAGCAUUUCCACCCAGAGGAGUGGGCUCGCCGCACCCACAACAUCUACAACUGGACUGAGCCACACAACAGUUUUCCCCCAGGGUCCUGGGAGAGGGUGGCUAACGAGGAGAUGUGGCAAGCCAGAAUGAAGACUGCUUUCUUUCUGUUUGACCUGGCUGACAGGAUCCAGGGAGACGGGAAGGCUCGUCUGUUUGAGCUCUCCUACACUCUGUAUAAGGAGAUUGUGGAGACAUACCCAGACUACCCACCUAACUGGGAUAAGAACCUGGCCCUGGCCAGCGAGAGGCUACUGCGUUCAGGGUCGCUGGGCCACAGCCCAGACAGCCUGCUGACCUGCAGCAUCCAGCAUUUCAGCCUGUACCUGGACAAAGAGCCUACCGACCCCCAGGCUGCCGCCAUUCGCACAGCCAUCUCCCACCUGCUUCAGGAGAGGACCAGGCUCCGGCAUAGUCACACCCCUUGAGGGGGCUGAGCCAGGUGGGAGUGGGUGUGUCCUGGUACACUAAUACACCUUACCUUCUGGCUAAACGGUUGAACCUGCUUAGAAAGGUGGAGAGAGGACUGGGCUCUUUGGAGAUGUUUGGUUUCCUGCGUUCACAAUGAAUGUGUGUAUUAAGACAGGGGUCACUGUGCAAGGAAGUAGGACGUGAAACAUGCUCCUUUUCGGAGCCUUGGGAAACACACAGGAGCUGUUAUAAAAGUGGAGUUGGGGCCGGGGUACUCUUGAUGGAGUGGGGUUGUCUCGAGCAACAGAACCGUGGCUGAACUUGUUUUCCACUGGGGAUGUUUGUUGCCUGGACUGGACAUAAUCAAACUGUUUAUGACAUAUACACAUUCAGUCUUUUAAAUAUCUAUUUGGUUUACCCUCUGUCAUUUCUCUGUGAGUCCCUCUGUCAUUUCUCUGUCUCCUUCUGUCCCUCUGUCAUUUUUCUGUCUCCUUGUGUCCUUCUGUCAUGUCUUUUAACAUUGUGAUUAUGUGUCCCUGGUCUCCUGCUGCUUCAGAUCUCUUCCCACAUUAGGACGGUCAGAGCUGAGAUUGAGGGAAACCCAAUUUGGGCACAGAACCUGGAGGAUUAGAGCAGACUCCUAAUCUGGGUCAGGGUUGUGCCACGUCUGCUGUCCUGGACCGGGCUCUCUGCUCCAGGGUCUUAGCCUGGCCUAGUCUCCCAAUUUUCAACACCGCCCACCAGCUAUCCUUCCAUCUGAGAUGGUCCUUGAAAAACCAAUGGAUUCAAUGAUCUUUUUUACUCCUUUUCACGACAAAGCUAUAAUCCCUCAUGGAUUUAACUGAAAUAGGAAAUGUCACAAUGCCAGGAACCCUUUUAGAGGUGUGUGUGUGUGCUCUUCCUGUUAUACAGAAACAUGCAGAAAACCACACUGGCGGAAAGAAACAUACUGAAAUCACGCAGAGAAACGCCUUGAUACCAAAAGAUGGAGGGCUUUCAGGUCUAAAGAGACAUUCUGUCAUGCGAACACUGAGACUUAAGUAGAUGUGUAGAGACUCAAAUGCUAUGUAGAUAUAUAGAGACUCAAAUGAUUUGUAGAUACAUAAAAACUUAAAUGAUUUGUAGAUAUGUAGACACUCAAAUGAGGCUGUCUGAGAGACGGGAAUGUGGGCAUAUUGAAUCAGCACACUUGACAUCUUUACAGUCAUUAUAUUAUCUUUGAUAUAAAUUCCUUUAUAUUCCUUCACUCCUAAUUCUUCACAGAGACCUUGCAGCGAGCUAGCUGACUCAGGCAAUUUUUAUGUUUCAGUUUUGGUCAGGUUGUCUAGUCCAGUUGUUAUUGUUAAAGAGAAUGUGUUCUCAGGGACCCGUUUGAAUAAAGAUAAAAUAAAAGUGUUUGAUGAUUGA
Molecule: messenger RNA, 3644 nt
Organism: Esox lucius (northern pike)
Lineage: Eukaryota; Metazoa; Chordata; Actinopteri; Esociformes; Esocidae
Gene: tmem260
Product: transmembrane protein 260
Exons: 17
Coding region: 188-2254 (688 amino acids)
Source: RefSeq, a predicted model, not a curated record